Messenger RNA from Linum trigynum, 5735 nucleotides. NCBI's taxonomy places the organism in Eukaryota, Viridiplantae, Streptophyta, Magnoliopsida, Malpighiales, Linaceae. The record is from the annotation of a GenBank genome assembly.
AGAUUUAGUGGAUAUUGUUGACAAGAACAUCACUCCUACUUCAAUUGAUAAAAAUGUAAUGAGGUUAACAAUACAUUAACCAAAGUUGGGGGUUUGACUAUAAGUCCUCUAUCAAAUUGAAUCCUAGUCCAUUAUGGUCAUUGAUGAAUAAAGAAAGGGUUCAAGUUGUCGUCAACUCACAUAUCUAUUUAUGAGAGUAAGAACUCAGAACUGACAACCUCGUGUCACCAAAUGAAAUAAACCAUAGAAAAGAAUGUGAGUAAAAAUCGAGAAAAAUAUUAGCUCUCCAAAACAAUAAAGGACAAUAAAGACAUUAUUGAAAGACAGUUGUUUUGGAGGACAUUCUCUUUUUUAAUAGUUUUUCGAGUCAGUUUCGUGUCUUUUUGUUCUACAGAAGUUCAACAUAGUUGCUCAUAUAGUGAGAAAGCAAACUUUUUGAUCGAUAGUUCGGUUGCAGAGAAACUACCAUAUUUGGUGUCAGUCUUUGUAAUGGUGUCUCCCUAUUUUACUACGUCCUAUGAACUUGCCUUGAAAAAGUAAAACAAUAACGAGUAACUAGAUAAAAAUAAUGACAAAAAUGAAAGGAUUGUGCUUCCAUUGAUUAAGAACAAAUUCUAGUAAGUGACCCACCAAGAAUGGCCUUCCAAGUGUUGCCAAUUGUACCUUAACACAACAGGAUUCUCUCAGCCAAAAGGCAAUACUUGCUUUCAUCACAAAUAUUAAGUAAUGUAAUUAAAUUAAGGUUAUAAACCAACCAAGUCAUCUAGCUAAGCCUUUAUAAUAUUAUACCAUAAAUCACACAUCAAAGCUAGCUUAAACCCACCCCACAUCACCAUCAAAACCCACAUUGUCCAUUGACAAUUCAGACAGGCCAUGAUUGGGAAAUAGAUACUGUCAUUAGUACAAACAGAUUAAAUUAAGCCCUAGUCCAUCAUUUUUCCAAGGUUGUUCAUCAAUUAAUAAUGGAUCACCUUCCUUUUCUUUUGAAAAGAUAAAUGGUAUAUGAGUUUUUAGACCUGCAAUAAUAUCUCGAUAUAACAUAGACUACAGAUCAUCAGUAACUGAGGCAUCAACGGAGAUCGAAUAUCUCUUAUUUACCUAAAUAAUUUAUAACAUGAUUAUGUUUCAAAUAAAAACACAAUCCACUUCUGGUAACUCGAGUUUUUUGCGAGAUAUCGGUGGCUUGGGGGAUUCUUCCCUUUGUUCCUGAUGAAAACACCAAGCAACAAUUAAUAAUGUAUUGCAAAUCCAACAUUUGGCAUAGUUAUCACACACAAAGCAUCAAUUUUUUGUACACUAUUUGUUAAAUUUUCACUCAUCUACGCUUGCAAGCAAAGAAGAUGAUGGGAUAUGUGACAAAAAUUCAGCUUGUGGAUAUCUCUGUCUUUCUCCCCCUUUGUUUUUUGGAUUUUCUUUCUUUUAAGCCACUUUUGAUUAGAAAGUCAUUUUCACUAUAGUGUCAUAUUAUACCUCAUUUCCUUAGUUUUGAGUUCAAAAUGAAGACUUGUGUUGAUAACCUGGGUUCCUCCAAUGUACAUAAUUAUAUGGAGGAGGGAAAAGGAAGAGAAAGGAAGAAAGCAUGGUUUAAGGAAGGUUUAGCGCUUAAGCAAUUAGAAUUACUCCAAGAUAGGAGCUUUCUAUGUGUUAAGUCAGAUUGUGACCAUCAUUAGUUCUAGAUAGGGUUUGAUGUGGAAGCCUAAAAACUAGAGGUGGGAAUCAUCUAUUGUCUCAUGUGUCAAAAAACCAAUCUCACAUUGAUUGAGAUUGAAACAAAACACACAAGCUGGUUUAAGUGGUUGUAUUGUUGAAAGUUCGACACACUAAUUUCGAAAUUUGCACAAACGGUUGUAUAUAAUUAUGUUUAAAACAUCGAUCUAUUAAUAUUAGGAGACACUAGAAUUCCUACACAAGAGACUUUAAUAAUGUAUGCAUUAAAUCAGGACUAUUGGUUCGAUCAUGACAUAUGAUUCAAUGCAUACAUACGGUCAGACAUUCCCCUUACAGGUGGUAUUCUCCAUAGGGCAGGUGAUCGAAUUUGAUAUGGAAAUCUCCUUGUUUAAAAUUGAUAUCUUUAGUAUUACAUCAUACAUAACACACAUAGUUGUGAAACAAUAUGCAACUUAGAAAAUGUAAGUAGGAAGGAAUGAUGUCAACAUGACUAAAUAAUUUGGUCCAAUAAAAUCAAUCAUACAGACACAUACACUAUGGAAGUAGUAUUUUUUGUAUAUAAUGCAUGAAACCUGCAAGUUUGUUUGGUCAAUGAGAGGAACUCAGACAGGUGGAGGAUUCAGUAGCCUAAACUUGCCUCUUUAUCUUCUUGUCUUCUCUGUUUAGGUUUCUGGUUUAUUGGAGAAUCAAAUGGCACCUAUAAUCUCUACUCCCCCAUCCACUAAGGAAAAGACAACAAUUUACCAAAUACAUUAGAGAUUAUGACCAACAAUUCAUUUUCUUUUUUCUCACCAACUUUUAUUCCCUUCAUUUUCUGCCAUCGUCUUACUUUUCCUAUUGUCAUUUUUAGUGAGGGAGUUCUUUACUUUCAUAAUUUCAUUUGUGGGUAUUUGAGAAUAAAAUUUAUUAUUAUUAUUGUACGUUUAUUUGAGCAACCCACCAACCAAUACUCUUACCAAAUACUCUUCAAAUACUAUUGCAUGCAUAUUGCUCCCUACCUCCAAGAUAUACUUUUCAAUGGAUUAGGUGCAAAAGAUGAUCCUUCAUUUCUUCCUUGAAGUCAAGGUGUUCAACUCAUCACCAUUCACAACCAUUUAAAGAACAAGACAUAUUUCCCCAAAAGAAAGCAAUUUUUUUCCCCUUAAUGUUCUUUUGUUAAUCUUUACUUGAAAUGUUCAAAGAAAAAUAUUAGUGUCCCUAAGGACAUACACUAGUUAUCAGCAAUAGUUUGUAGACAAGUGGUCGUUAAACAACAACAACAAAAAAUUAUCUAAUACUUCUAUAUCCACAAUGCAAGGAAUAUACGCACAAGUGAAGUUAUCGUAUGAUCUUUUAUUAUAAAGUAUAACUAUGUUUUUUUUUGAACCAUGGAUCUCUCACGUGUUUUGUCGAUGUGGGAUUUGCCUAAGAUGUCACAAAAACUAUAUGUUUUUUUUGAAUUGUAUUAAAAAAGAAUGAAAAGAGGAAUGGAAAAAAAAAAAAAACAAAAGAAGCCUGUAUAUUGUAUUGAUUAUGUUAUCAAGAUGAUUUAAUUUAUAAUAUCUCGGUUUAAAUUUUGAAAAGAAGGUGAGAUUUUCUUGGCAAAAUUGAUUAUUUUUCAAGAAGACAGUUAUAUAACUCAAAGGAGAGCUUAUAAAAAAAAAAAAAAAAAAAACUCAAAGGAGGAGAGAGAGAGCAGGCAAAGGCCGGCUAGUGUGAACAAUCCUGCACAGAAAUACUUGAACACAUUGCUUUGCUUCCCUGCCUGAGCCUGAGGAAGCUCCAGGUCAAUUCAAUCCAAUCUACAACAGUCCCUUUUUUUGUGGCACUCUUUAAGGUCAAUUCACUUUAAGGGAUUGCACCAUUUGGACUGUUGCUUUCCUGCUCUUUAUAUAUGAUCAACACCUUGCCAUCUAAUCCAAACAAAACCCCCACCAGCUCUCAAAGAGAGAGACUUCUUCUACCUGCAGGCUUGCCUUUGGAACUUGGUCCUUCUGCAUUUCUACAAUUUCAUUUCAGAAGGGCAUAUACUUCUUGAACUGCCUUUUGUUAUUUUGUUCAGAACUUGUGUUUGUUAGAAGUGAAAACAGAAAUGAUGGGUUUUGAAGAACAGCUUGUUGGAGUUGGAGUUGGAUUGGAAGAGUUCACCUUUCCUCACUCCGACCCUCUUGUUUUGGAACUCAACCGUCUGCAGAAUCUACUCAAAGAGAAAGAUAGAGAGCUGGGGGUUACUCAUGGAGAAAUCAAAGGUUUGAGAACUGCUGAUGCUUUGAAGGACAAGGCCAUAGAAGAGCUGAGGAUUCAGAUGACCAGACUAGAUGAGAAGCUACGUGCCUCGGAGAAUCUAAUCGAGAACAAGAACCUCGAAAUCAAGAAGCUAGUGGACGAAAAGAAAGAGGCUUUAUCGGCACAGCAUGCAGCAGAAGCAACUCUCAGAAGGGUUCAUGCGAAUCUCAAGGAUGAUGAUUCUCCUCCCAUCCAAUCUCUUCUCGCUCCCCUGGAGGCGGAGAUCAAGAUGUACAAGAACGAGAUUGCAGCAUUGCAGGAAGACAAGAAGGCGAUGGAACGUUUGACCAAGUCGAAAGAAUCAGCUCUACUUGAAGCUGAGACAAUCCUGAAGAGUGCACUGGAGAGGGUUUUGAUAGUUGAGGAAGUUCAGAACCAAAACUAUGAACUGAGAAGACAGAUUGAGAUUUGUCAGGAAGAGAACAGGAUUCUCGAGAAAACGAAUCGACAGAAAGUUGUGGAAGUUGAGAAGCUUAGUCAGACCAUUGGAGAGCUUGAAGAGAGUGUUCUAGCAAGUGGAGAAGCUGCAAAUGCUGUUAGAGAUUAUAAGAGACAGAUCACUGAACUGAAUGAGGAGAAGAAGACGCUGGAGAGGGAGCUGGCCAGAGCUAAAGUGUCUGCGAAUCGGGUGGCGACAGUUGCGGCGAAUGAAUGGAAGGAUGAGAAUGAUAGGGUAAUGCCUGUCAAGCAAUGGCUUGAAGAGAGAAGGCUGGUGCAGGCAGAGAUACAAAGACUGAGGGACAAGCUUAUAGUUUCAGAGAGAACAGCCAAGGCUGAAGCACAACUUAAGGAAAAGCUCAAGUUGAGGCUGAAGACACUGGAAGAAGGGUUAAAGCAUGCUUCCAGCAUCGCAGCCAACUCUAAUAAGUUCCGUGAGUCCCCUAAACGAGAAAAACAUGGCAGCAGCAUCUUGGGGUUCUUAGCAAGCAAUGCAGGGCUAAGGAAGAGAUCUGCAUCACAGCCAAGGGCUUCCAUGGUUGCUGGUAGAGGGUUACUCCUGCAGCAAGCAAACAUGGAAACUGAGAGGAAAGAUUCGAGGAAGCAAGGCUCCAGCGAAAGCAUGGGGAGGAAGAGUUUGUGGGCAUCUAGAAGUAGGGUUGUAGAUAGCACUGGAAAGGAAAAUGCAGAAGGGAGAGCAAAUGCAGAUCCUAAUGCUGAUAAGAACGUGAAGGAUAUUGAAAAUGCAGAAGCAGCUAAUGAGGCACUACAAGAGAAGGAAAGCAAGAGUCCUAGAGCUGAAGAUUCGGUUUCCGGGUUCUUGUAUGAUAAACUGCAGAAAGAGGUGAUAAAUUUAAGGAGAGCUUGUGAGGCUAAGGACAACAGUUUGAUUGAGAAAGAUCAACAGACACAGAUGCUGAUGAGGAAAGUUGAUACCUUGACAAGAUCCAUCGAAGUGGAGUCCAAGAAGCUGAAGAGAGAAGCAGCAGCAAGAGAAAAGGAAACUGGAUCAUCGAAGUUGGAACAUAGCAGAAAGACAACUGCAUCUCCAAACCCAUACAGAAGGUGAUGCGAGGUUCUGCAGGCACGGGAUAAAGUAGAAAGUGCAGCAGAAAUGAGUUCAAAAACUACACUACAAGUUCCUUCUGAUUCUUGAAUGUAAAUAUGAAGCUGAUCUCUCCUGAUUCUUAGCUGGAUUUUCAGUAUGGUUUGGUUUUCAGUUUGUGUACAUUCAAUAAAUGAGACAGAAAGAGAAAAGCUGAAAUAUUGAGGAAUGUGUAAACAAAGGUAGAGUUCAUAGUUCCAACACUAAGGAAAGCUGUUGACAUAUGUACACAUAUGCAUAAUAAGUUUGCUUGCAACAC